Fusarium sp. VM40 is the source of this 1881-nucleotide messenger RNA. The record is from the annotation of a GenBank genome assembly. Lineage: Eukaryota; Fungi; Ascomycota; Sordariomycetes; Hypocreales; Nectriaceae.
AUGCAGCAUUCAUCAGUCAGCCCGAAUGGCUCUGCUCAAACAACUGACUCUCCGCCCUUGGAACUUCCCCAGCAAGAGGCCUUUUGUGAGUCUAGUGACACUGCAUCGCCAGCGGAUUACGGUGCCAUGCAGUCGACAGGAGGAGGGGCGAAUUACGUGGGCAGUGCUCACUGGGCUGCUGUCCUCGAUUCAAUUGCUGAGCUUAAAGAUCAUUUUGACAACGAAGAACCAUCACAUCUGGACGAACAAGUGGAAGAAGACUCAGAUACCGAGGUGUCUGGACCCCAACUAUUAUACGGGUGUCCGAAACCAACUACCAAAGACGAAAUACUUGCGUCAUUACCCAACCGUCAGGUUGUGGACCGUUUGGUGUCUCGCUAUUUUAAUUCUUUCGAGAUGAGUUCUUCCGUGCUACAUACCGUUGAGUUUCUUAAAGAGUAUGAGGCAUUCUGGGAGGCCCCAGCAGCAGCCUCGCUCAUCUGGCUGGGUCUUCUGUUUACAAUAAUGUGCUUAGCAGUUCAGUUCGAAAAUUCUCUAUUGGGCCCUUGUGCCACGGACCCAGCCGCAGUAUUCGCCGAGCAGGAUCUGCAAAACAAGGCGGACAUGUUCAGGCUCCGAAUAUCUCAAUGCCUCGUUCUCGGCAACUACGUCAAGGGCGGCCCUUAUGUUCUCGAGACGCUUAUGCUGUACAUUGCAUCUGAGAUCUUCACUCGCAACGAUGCCGAGAUUGACAUCUGGAUCCUCAUGGGUACUACCGUCCAGAUUGCAAUGCAGAUGGGCUACCAUAGAGACCCCAAGCACUUCAAAGAAUUGUCACCCUUCGCAGCCGAGAUGAGGAGACGUGUUUGGGCGACCAUUAUGGAGAUGGACCUUGGAAUCUCAGCCCAAAUGGGCCUUCCGAGACUUGUCAAGCAGUGGCAGACUGAUACACAAGAACCAUCAAAUCUCCAGGACAGCGAUUUCAACAAGUCUACUCUUGAAAUACCACCGUCAAGGCCACUGACAGAUUUCACACCCAUGCUGUAUCGUCUAGUCAAAGCUAAACUAACGGCCGUUAUUGGAAAUAUCUGGGACUUCCUCGCUGACGUGAGGCCGUACCCUUACACAGAGGUGCAGAAAAUGGACAAGAAGCUCGACGAGGCACGGAAUUCGAUCCCGGAUGGCUUAAGAUGGCACUCUAUCGCCCGAUGUAUCACAGACUCGCCUCAACGGAUCAUGCAAAAAGUUGUUCUCGAAACACUGUCCCACCGGGCCAAGAUUGUGCUGCACAGGAAAUACAUGUUCUGUUCGUCAGCAGAGUCUGCUGACUCCAAGCGCAUAGUCUUGCAGUCUGCGCUUAAACUUCUUGACUACCAGCACAUGCUUCAAGAGGAGACAAAGCCUUUUUGCCAGCUAUACCAUGAAAGAUGGCGAGUGUCUUCGUUAGUAAAUCAUGAUUUCCUUCUGGCGACGAGCAUUCUUUGCUAUUAUCUACAGCACGCUCGCGAGGAGCCACAGCAGUCUGAUGAGCUAUCACCAACGAAUGAAGCCAUCCUGGGGGUUCUCCGGAGGUCUUAUCAUAUCUGGCUGCAGUCGAGCAACCAAUCCAAGGAGGCAAGAAAGGUUGUUAAGGCGCUGAAGGUCGUCCUUGACAUUGGAAAUAGUCAUACACCUUGCACUACUGACUCAGUAGUCGACUCAGACAUUGCUUUUGAUAUCCCUUCCGCAUUUUUGUCUUCCAAUAUGAAUGAAUAUCGCCAAGGGAUUCCGGGUGGGUUCGGCACCCAGUUUCCAGCUCUAAAUGAUCCUUUGAUGUCAAAUUGGGCAAUGCUUGGAGAUGACCUACUCACGAUACCAACUACGACACCUAAUUCGGAAUGGCAAACAAUGGAUGGGUCAUAG